AUGCUAGCAGUAUAUGCAGCCAAAGGUGAUAAUGAAAACCCUCUGGCAGGUCUCACAGUUGGCCAAGUGCCCUUGCCUAAGGUUCCAGAGGGUUGGCAACGCGUUAAAAUUGAAGCCGCUACCGUCAACUGGCACGACGUUUUCACCCUAAAGGGCGUUGGCAUGCACAAAAUCACCUUUCCGAUUAUCUUGGGCUGUGAGGGUGUUGGAACUCUUGAAGAUGGAUCACGAGUCGUGAUUUACCCCGUCAUGAUCUCACCCGGAUAUAUUGGCGAUGAGACAAAGGAUGAAAAGCGCAAUGUCUUGUCAGAAAUUCGAGAUGGUACCUUGGCGGAAUAUGUUGCUGUCCCACCGGCCAACCUUUUGCCUCUACCUAAGGAAAUCGACUCGGUAUCGGGUGCUGUGCUUGGAAUUGCUUGGCUUACUGCUUAUCGUAUGCUCUUCACCAAGUCCGGACUGCGACCUGGUCAGACUAUGCUUGUGCAAGGCAGUUCAGGCGGCGUUACCACGGCUCUUAUCCAACUUGGUGUCGCUGCAGGAAUGCGUGUAUGGGCUACUGGUCGCACUGCUGAGAAAAGAAAGCUUGCAGAGUCUCUAGGCGUCGAGAGAACGUUUGACUCUGGGGAGACGCUUCCUACGCAAGUCGACGCCGUGUUCGAUACCAGCGGCACUGUGACUUGGAAGCAUUCAGUCGCCUCAGUCAAGACGGGAGGUACAAUUGUGGUUUGCGGUGGUCACAGCGGCUUUGAACUGCCUACGGAUGCGUUCCGUCUAUUGGUUGAUCAGCUUAGCAUCCAUGGAGUCUAUGCAGGCACGCUGGACGAGUUUAGAGAUCUUAUCUCGUUCGUGUCAGCGAGAAAGAUUAAGCCUUGUGUCGGAAAAGUUUUACCGUUGUCUGAGGGUUUCGAAGCCUUCAAAUCAGUACACGAGGGCAGGACUCAGGGCAAAGUGGUUUUAACAGUGGGUGACGUCGCCGUAUGA
Trichoderma harzianum CBS 226.95 is the source of this 981-nucleotide messenger RNA. RefSeq lists its product as hypothetical. Bases 1 to 981 code for a protein of 326 amino acids. The record is from RefSeq and is a predicted model, not a curated record. The transcript has a single exon. Lineage: Eukaryota; Fungi; Ascomycota; Sordariomycetes; Hypocreales; Hypocreaceae. Gene Ontology annotation, molecular function: oxidoreductase activity.